Molecule: messenger RNA, 891 nt
Organism: Bipolaris maydis ATCC 48331
Lineage: Eukaryota; Fungi; Ascomycota; Dothideomycetes; Pleosporales; Pleosporaceae
Product: glutathione S-transferase
Source: RefSeq, a predicted model, not a curated record
AAAAAGCAAGAGCACGAACAGCAAAAUACCUCUCUGAACAACAAUCAUUAUUGCGGUGCUUUACCAUCCACGCAUCAUCAAAAUCUAGGUUCUUAUCCUGCAACAUCCAAUCAUGGCGCCAACCCUCCACCUCUACCAUACCCCAGGCUCCUGUUCCUUGGCGUCGCACAUCGCUCUAAAUAGCGCUUCGCUUUCCUUCAAAGCAACGGAUCUCCAUGCAGCGCGGGGCUUCCCAGCAUCGCAGCUACAUCUCAACCCCAAAGGCCGGGUCCCGAUCCUAGAAAUCAAUGGUGAGCUCAUCACCGAAACACCGGCUAUCCUUACCACCAUCUCUUCUUUGGCCCCAGAGAAGAAUUUGCUUGGAAAGGGGGUGAUGGAGCAGGCAAGGGCGUAUGAGUGGAUGGCGUGGUUGUCGGGGACAAUGCAUGGGCAGGCUUUUGGGUGCUUGUUUCGACCUGCGCGCUUUCUCAAAGAUGAAGCGACGCAUGAAGCUCUGCGCGAAUCAGGUAGAAACCAGGUCAAGGAGUGCUUUGAAUACGUUGAGAAGAAGCUGGAAGCCAAGAACUGGGCUGUCGGAGAUGCAUUUACCGUGGUCGAUGCGUAUCUUCUGGUAUUUUACAGGUGGGGUAACAUGUUGAAGAUGGAGAUGCGGGACAAGUAUCCAAACUAUACCAGGCUCGCGGAUGCUGUUGUAGAAAUGGAAGACGUGAAGAAGACCAUUAUGAGCGAAGGCAUAAGCGCGCUGAACGAGUGAACAGGUCAAGUGAGCGUGCUAAGAUGGCAUGGAGGUGGUGCCAAGAAUGCGAUGAUGUGCACACAAAGUUCAUUUCUCAGAGGGAGAUGUGACAUGCUUUGUUUGAACUAUCCUCUAUCUAAUUGAAAAAGUACAUG